AUGGAGUGGGCGAGGGCUGCCGCUGCUGGCGCAGGCGGCUUGGCACAACUGGGCAGCCUGUGGUACGGCCAGCGCUGUACCUGCCAGGUCGAGCUGGGAGACGGGUUCGCGGUGGACCGUGAGCUGCCGCGCCUGCUGGAGGGGCAGCUGCAUAGGUGCGGGCCCGCCAACCUCACGGUGCCGGCGCCGUGCCCGCCCCCAGAGUGCUCGGGCUAUCCUGGGCUGGUGGUCUUCUUGGUGGCGGUGCUGGCUUUCCUGGCAGGGUUCGCGGCUGCUGCCUCCUGCGGCUGGUGGUGCUUGAGGAGCUCGGAGGGUCGUGCCACGUCUGAGGGCUCAGGGACUCCGUGCCUGACCGACGGAAGCGAUGACCCGCGUGAGUUGUUGUGGCAUGAGCGCCUGCUGUGCGCGCACGUGCACGAAGGCUCUUGGGUGGUGACCACCCCCGAGAGAGACACGUACCUCGAGGACCUCCAGGAGGGCGUCGAGAGCCUCGUGUUGUUGGGUCCCAUGGGAGGCCUGCCGGAGAGCCUGCGGCUCCAGGCGGAUGGCGCGGAGCUGGCCUUGCAGGAGAGGCGCGACUUGGGCCUGGCCGCUUCUCCGCCGCCGCCGCCGCCGUCCACGGGCGCGCCUCCGCCGCUGGCGCUGGAGGGCGUGCCGAGCUCGGGCGAAGGAGGAUGGCGGUGCUCGGAGAAUCGCGGUGGUGCCAGGCUGGGCGAGCGCGUCGGCGACGCGGAGCUGGAGGCAGGCUGCCAUCGAGGAGAUCGUGGAGUGGCCCUGGUGGGCGACGUCUUCGUGGCCUGCGCCUUCUUCAGGCCGGGCCAGCAGAUGCCUACGCCCAGGGAGGUGGGGGCGGCGGGGCCUGUGUCCAACGAGCUGCGCACCCUCCCGGUGAAGUACGAGGCGGCCAGCCAGCGGCAUCGCUCCUACAAGGAGGCUGCAUCGCUGACCACGACGACGGCGUUCGAGGACUGGCCGAUCAGCGGCCCGAGGACGGCGGAGUGGCUGGCGAGGGAGAUCGCGCGGCAGGAGCUCACGCCCGUGCGCCGCCACUUCUGGUGGAGACAGCUGUUGGGCUUGGGCCCCAGCGAUUGGGGCGUCGGGGAGCACGAGUCCUUGAGCCGGCUCUUCGAGUACGCUCUGACGUACGACCAGCUAAACUUCGGCGAGCUUGCGUCGCUGGAACUUGCAUGCAGGCGCUACCAGCUGCUCGAGGAGAGGUGCGCCCGCGUGCUCAUCGCGGCAACGGCGGGUGGCGACAGCGGCCACCUCGACAACGACAGGCUGUUCAUGGGCGAGGAGGGCCGCCAUGGCCGAGCUCUUGUGGCGCUUGCUCUAGAGUCCUGGAUCUCCCAGAAGCUGCCCGAGGAGAGCGCGGUGCUCAAGGAGCGCCGCAUGGCGAAGGGGGAGCGGCAGCUGGCCCGCUCGACCGAUGUUGCCCCAGGUGUUGGAAGCGGCAAGAACGACGAGAAGCCCCCCAGGCGCCCGAAGAAGAAUGGUGAAGGCCUAGACUGGGCUCGGGACUUGCUGCCGUUGCCAUCUGGGCGCUGCCUGGCUGAUCUCCUGGAGGGACUCUCGCCAGCUGGCCUGGGUGUGUCGCGCUGUGCGGAUCGGCGGCGCUCGCGCCGACGAGCUGCUGUGGCGUGGCUGCAGGACGGCAUCUCGACGCUCAACGUGCUGGGCGGCCGCGGCGAGGAGUGGGGCCCCAAAGUGCUGCCAGGUGCUAUCCAGCGCCAGGCUGUGGCCAGCUUGGCCCGGGCCUACUUUGCCGUGCCGCUGCCGCCCGACGACCUCACCGCCUCGGGAGCGUGGUCUGCGCUUCGGGGCUGCGGUUCCGGCUACGCCGUUGCAGGUGUUGUCGCCGGAGAGUUCGCGACCUACCAGCGUGGCAGGCUUGCCCUUCCGGCGGUCGGUAACCAGGCGAUCGACCUCGUCAGAUGCCUGCCCGACCACUACCAGAAGUUGCUGGAGGAUAGUGGCCGCGCUAUUCGGCUACCAGCAGUGUGUACAAAGGACGUGGCGGCAGGGGUGGACGAGUUGGGCCCUGCGAUGGAUCCCAUCCUGGCGAGGUCGCCCAUCAAGUACGCCGAGUUUUUGAUGUCUGCAUAUGAAUCCGGUGUCGUCGAGCCGGCGACUGAGGUUCGCAGUUUUGUGGGAGUCUUCUUUGUGCGUAAGAAGGACGGCUCGUUGCGGAUCAUCUUCGAUCCUCGAAAUACGAAUUCGCAGUUUGUACCUCCAGAUAGUGUUGCUCUGACUUCUCCUGAGGCCCUGGGUGAUCUUGAGUUGCCUGCAGGCCAGCGGUUGUGGGUCAGUGAGGGCGAUGUCGAGAACUGCUACUGCCAGUUUUUGCUGCCCGACGACCUGAGGGCCGACUUCGCGUUACCUGCGGUGCCUCGGAAGCUGCUGCCGCGGAACCUGCGCCGCUUGUUUCCGCCCGAGGACGACUUCGUUCACUUCCAGGCGCGCGUGGUGCCGAUGGGCUGGAGCUGGGCCGUGGCGCUGGUGCAGGCAGCGAACGCGGAGCUGCUGCGGGCGGGUCCGCAAGGGGUCCGCCGCUGGAUCUGCAAUCGCCGCUGCGCGCCUGCUGUCGCCGGGCGUGAGCCCGCUGCUUUCCUGUACAUCGACAACUUCGCCUCGCUGGGGACCGUAAAGGAGACAGUCCAGCUCGACGGCGACUCGAUGGAGAGGCAGCUGAGGGGACGCGGUCUGACAACUCGCGACGUUUCGGGGCCGCAAGUUGACGUGGACCUGCUCGGGUUCCACAUCGACGGGGUGAAGGGGGCGAUCCACAUCGCGCCCAAGCGUUUCUGGAGGCUCGUCACGAGUCUGGACUACACCCUGAAGCACCCCCUCCUGACGGGAGCCGAGCUAGAGCGGCUGAUCGGGCACUUGACGUACGUGCUACUGCUACGACGCGAGGUGCUCAGCUUGCUCAGUGCGUCCUGCGUCUUUGUCAGCAAGUGCUACGCCCGUCGCGUGCGGCUCUGGCCUUCGGUGCGCCGAGAGCUGACCUGGGUGCGAGCGCUGCUGCCGCUGGUGUGGGCGGACCUGCGCGGCGCCUGGGCCCCCAGCGUGAUGGCCGUGGACGCCUCGAUGACUGGCUUGGGCGCGGUGGAGCGCUCCGCGGACCCCCAUGACGUCGGGCGCAUCGGCCGAGUUAGAGGGCGCUGGAGGUUCAAGGAGCACGAGCUGGUGGCCGAAGGCUCGCGGGCACGCGCCUUGCGUGAAGGCGCCGUUGGCGACUCUCCGUUCCCCGACGUGCCGUCGGACUUCUGCAGGGCCGCCUCGUGGAAGACCGUGGCCUCGAGACGGUGGCGCCAUCGUGCCCCCAUCCACCUUCUGGAGGGCGAGGCGCUGCUGUGGGCCAUGCGGCGGCAGUGCGCAGCCGCUGCCUGCGCCGAGUGCGCCGGCGAGCGGCCAUGGGCGAAAGCGCCUCCUGGGCUCGCCGGGCCGUGCGCGCUCGGGCCAGGCGAGGGCCAGUGCCCGACGCCCCCGACCCGCUGCCGCGACCCGGAGGUCGUCAGCCUUGCCGUGGCACCGCCUCCUGGGCUCGAGCGUGUCAGGACUGGAGCUGGAGGCGGUGAGGCCCUCUACCCAGCAGGACUACCUGAAGUGCCUCAGUGGCCUGCAACUGGCUCGGAGGUUGCGAAGCUGUUGUCGGCGGUGCUCUGGGCGCGACCGGCGCUGGGGCGGCCCCUGCGGGUGGUGCUGCCGAGGAGCAGCCGGGCGCUGCUGGGCUGGAAGCGCAAGCGGCCUGGCCACUCUCGGCCGCCGCUCCCUUGGCUGGUGCUCUGCGGCGUGCUGGAGAUCCUGCUGCUGAAGCGGGAGGUGGCGAUGGCGUGUGCUCUCUGCCUCAUGUUCCACUGCUACCUUCGGCCCGGGGAGCUCCUGGCGAUGAAAGCGUUUCAGCUGGUGCCGCCGGCUGCAGGGCUGCAGGGCGGGUUUCGCUGGUGGACGCUGCUGCUUCACCCAGAGGAGCUGCUUGUGCCCAGCAAGACUGGCGAGCUGGGCGACUCGCUGCCGCUGGGCGCGCCCGAGCUCCAGUGGCUGACGCCCGCGCUCAGGGAUCUGAAGGCGCGGCUGGAGCCCCGCGAGCCGCUGUGGAGUUUCGGCUACGCGCAGCUGCGCGAGGAGCUCGAGGGCGCGCUGGCGGUGCUGGGACUUCAAAGCCUCGGUGCCACGCUGCACUGCCUGCGGCGCGGAGGAGCAAGCCACGAUCGAAUCGUGGGAAGGAGGUCGCUCGAGGAGGUGGCCAAGAGAGGCAGGUGGCGAGCUCGCCUGUCCGUGCGGAGGUGCGAGAAGCACGGCCGCCUGGCGCUGCAAGUGGCGAAGGUGCCGCCCGCGGCGCAGGCGGCUGCGACUCAGCAUGCAGAGGCUGCCGCAGCUGUUCGCCAACUGCUCAACGCGACGCUCCACAGAGUGCGCCUGGGGCGGGAUAGGGUCGCCGUCGAGGUCUUCGCUGGGUCAGGCCGCCUCGCCUCGGCGCUUCGUGCCAGAGGAGUCCCCACGGUCGAGUGGGACAUCAUUCGAGGAGCGCAGUUUGACCUCACCAAGGUGUCCAGUGUCGAAGUUCUGAAAGCAUGGAUUCUCAGUGGUGAGGUCCCGAUCAAAUACGAGUGCAGUUGGGUAACCGUUUGA
Molecule: messenger RNA, 4635 nt
Organism: Prorocentrum cordatum
Lineage: Eukaryota; Dinophyceae; Prorocentrales; Prorocentraceae
Source: the annotation of a GenBank genome assembly